Molecule: messenger RNA, 2828 nt
Organism: Coregonus clupeaformis (lake whitefish)
Lineage: Eukaryota; Metazoa; Chordata; Actinopteri; Salmoniformes; Salmonidae
Product: collectin-12
Exons: 10
Coding region: 497-2719 (740 amino acids)
Molecular function (GO): low-density lipoprotein particle binding; pattern recognition receptor activity
Source: RefSeq, a predicted model, not a curated record
AUCUCUGGCCAUCAACUCCUCAAGGCGUCCCACAGUUUGCGCUGAAAGGCAUCCUCACCUUUAAGGAGAGCGAGGAGUGUGCGGGGUGUGUAGAACGGGGCUGCAGACGCGGGACUUCCUUUGGCUCUAAAAUGUUUGUGAGUUUGUGAUUGUGGUCAGCGCUGAACACUGGAAAGAGACAUAUUUAAUAUAACCUAACACAAGCCACGGGUGCAUUUUACAGCGCUACACAAAAUAUUACGAAUACGGAGAAAUGUAACUUUCUCUAUCCAGAACAAUGGGAUUCUAACGGGAUGUUCGAGAUUAACAUACUACGGUUGUGUGCAGUCCUCAAAUUUUGAAAUUGGAGGAUCUGAACUUUUUGUGCGAGCGUUUAGUUUGCUGUUCUCCCAGGAUCUGAUUCAAACCUGCUCGGUUGGACUGAACUUUGAGAUGAGCAAAAAGUGACAUAGCGACUCUCAUCUCUUCUGCACUCUUAACAGAUUUAUACAACGCCAUGAAAGACGAUUUUGCAGACGAGGAGGAAGUACAGUCUUUUGGAUACAAGCGGUUCGGGAUCCAGGAGGGUACCCAGUGUACUAAGUGUAAGAAUGAGUGGGCAUUGAAGACCUCCAUAGCACUGCUCUACGUGCUGUGUACUCUACUCACCAUCGCUGUUGCUGUCCUCGGGUAUAAAGUGGUGCAAAAGGUUGACAAUGUGUCCGAAGGUAUCGAGAGCUAUGGCGGGAAGAUCAUUGCUAUGGAAACAGACUUGAAAAAGCUAGAUGACCAGACUGGCGAGAAGUCAGAGAACACCACCACAGAAAUCCAGGCCUUUAAGAACAUCAUCCGGGCUCUGCAGAGGCAGCUGUCCGAGGUGGCUGAAAGGAGCAGUAGUAACCGGGCAGCCCUGGGUCGUCUGCAGGAUGCUGGCCAGGACAUGCAAGGCAGCCAGGGCUCCAUCCAGGGUCUGCUGGAUGCCAACACAGCCACGCUGAGGUCCGUCAACGGUACCUUGCGGGCCUACGGCGGCACCAUGGAGGGUCUUCAGGAGGACACGGCUCGGCUGCAGACAGAGCUCCAGGAGCAGGUUCGGCAGCAGAGCCAGGCCCUGUUCAGCAUCGGGAAUCUCAACCUCACCCAGGCCCAACAGAGGGGCCUGAUCUUGGCUUUGCAAAGGUCUGUGGACGACACCAGCCAGGCCAUCCAGAAGAUCCGCAAUGACUUCCAGAGCCUAGAGCAGACGGCCAGGCAGACGAAGUCGGACGCUGAUUGGCUGCGGGAGAAGGUGCAGAACCUCCAGGCGCUGGCCUCCAACGCCUCUACCCUGGCCAAGGCCAACAACGACAGCCUGGAGGACGUGGGUUCUCAGCUCGCCUUGCUGUCCGGACAGCUCCAGAACACCUCCAGCCUGGCGGAGAACCAUGACCAGACCCUCAGGGAGAUCAUGGACCAGCAGAGGGACCAUGACAACCUCACCUCCUCCAAGUUCGACCAGCUGGAGAUACGCCUGGACGAGUCGGAGGGGAGCAUCGACCGCGUGACGGGCAACAUUAGCUUUACAACCCAACUCCUGGGCGCCAUCAACCUCAACCUCAACGAGCUGCGCACCUGCGCUGAAACGGUGGGACGCCACUCCGACUACCUGGCUGACCUGAACUCCACGGUUUCGGACGUGAGGUCGGACGCCACCACACUAAGGUCGCAGCAGGACGACCUGGCGGCCCGCCUGGACAAGGAGUUCACCAGCCUCUCCAUCGUCAUGGAGGAGAUGAAACUGGUGGACAGCAAGCACUCACAGCUAAUCACCAACUUCACCAUCCUACAGGGUCCACCUGGUCCCAGAGGCCCGCGGGGUGACAAAGGACCCCAGGGAGCGGCCGGUCAGGCUGGUCAGAAGGGGGAGAAAGGGGAUAAAGGUGGGCCUGGGGUGCAGGGGCUCCGUGGAGAGAAGGGAUCUCCAGGACCACCGGGACUACCAGGUUCCAAAGGUCAACCAGGCUCACGGGGCAACCCAGGUUCAAAGGGCUCCAGAGGGUCAGGGGGCAGGGCAGGACCUCCAGGGGCGAAGGGUGAGCCAGGCACGGCUGGGCUCCCUGGGAGAGACGGACAGCCCGGUCCUCAGGGGCCGCAGGGCCCGCCAGGAGACCGAGGACAGGUCGGGCCGGCUGGGACACAGGGACCCAGGGGAGCAGUGGGGCCUGUGGGGGCCCCAGGGCCACCUGGACUUCCAGGACUCCCUGCCCGACCUGCAGCAGCAGCAGCAGUGCCUUUGGUCCCUGUCUCUCUGAAGAGUGACCCCCCCGCACCUACGGUGUGGGCCCCAGGUUGUCCUCAUGAGUGGGUUGGCUUCAGAGACAAAUGCUACCACUUCUCCAGGGAGCUGCACAACUUUGACGAUGCAAAGAAAAGCUGUGAUGCCCAGACUGCGUCAAUGGUGAUCAUUAACGAUAUAGAUGAACAGAAAUGGCUGCAGAAGCAGACCUCUGGAAAGGGCUACUUCUGGAUGGGUCUGACAGACAGGGAGAAGGAGAAUGUUUGGCACUGGCUGGAUGGAACCGAACCUGCCUUCACGAAGUGGAAGCCGGGCCAGCCAGACAACUGGAGCCACGGGCACGAGAGAGGAGAGGACUGCGCAGGCCUCAUCCACGGGGGACUGUGGAAUGAUUUCUUCUGUGAAGAUCUCAUCAGCUACAUCUGUGAGAAGGCCAUGGAGAGCUCAAAAACACCAGGAUUAUAGCACCCUCUGGGGGAGAAGAAAAAGAAGCACGGUUGAGUCAGAGGCGGUGUGGUGAGCAACAUUAUGUUCCAGCCACGAGUGUAACUAGCCAUCUGACACACUUUUGCAU